AUGCCUGGAGAGCUAGAACUGGCAACGACGGUGUCACAGACCUCUGCCUCGACUUCACCCAGCCUCCUACCCACACCGACCGCCUCAUGCUUCUCGGAGAACAGAUCAGUAUCAGGUGUAUCAUCAAUAUCCAGCCAGUCAAAUGAGUCAAAUUCCAGAAGGUCCGUGUCAGGUUCAGGGUCCACAGCAAGAAGACGAGGAUAUGUCCGACCACAGGGCGUCAACUUCGCCCCCUCCGCACAGCAACGAGAAAGCGUGAUGAGCUUGGGCAGUAUAGCGCAUCUACAGUACUACUUCGCACGGACUGGUCUGCUCGAUGGGAAAGGCGGACAAUUGGCGAAAAAGAAGAAGAACGGCGAGUAUGACAUACCCAAGAACGACUUCUCGGACUCCCCGAUCGACGAGGAGGCCCAGAUGAUGUGGGAGGCAAUGCAGGAAGACGGCGACGACAUCAUGCUCCCGCCCACUGUCUCGACAUACAGCCACCGACCGCAAGACUUCACUCCAUUACCCGACCAGAAGUCGCUGAAACGCGAAUUGGUCGAAGCGCUGGAAAACGCCCUACAAGCAAUCGAAUCCUGCGAGAAGACAGCCUACGACCCAGACGAGGCCCCAACACAAGGCUUCUACGAAAUUCAAGGCCUGCACAUCCUCGACACGACUACACUAGCCAUAAAAGCAGCACGAGACUACUAUACCCAACAUCCCAACCCGCAACGACUUAACGCCAUUAGAUCACCCUCAGAACUUCGGAAAGAGCUAUACAACGUCCUCGAAGUCCUGCGACAAAGCGCAUCACGGAAAUUCGAAGGGGGCUUCUCCGAAGUCGAGCGGUUACAGGUCCUGGUGUGGGUGAGCGAAGUCGGCGCCAUGAUCGACAAAGAAGCAAAACUGGAAGAGAAGGAAAAGAAGGAGCGGAAAGACUGGGAUUGGAUGGACGACCGCAAGUGGCUUGGCAUCGAUGAGGGCGUGCGAGAUAUGGCGUUUUUGCAGUUCCUCUUCAGGAAAGCCAAGUCAUUACCCAGAUCCGAGUCUCUGGCGUCAGGCUCAGACUUCUUCCGACAGCUCUCCGACGGCCGCGACCUCGCCGCAAUGCACAACAUUGCAGUCAAGGAAUCGAAACGGCAAUUCCACCUCAUCGAGCACUGGCACAACGACAUCGCGAAACCAUACCGUCGAGCCGACAAUCUCCGGUACUGGGUCAAAGCGGCUGAGCUGCGAUGGGAAACGAAACUCAAGUUCGACAUCAUGGGCCUCGCCAACCUGAAAGACGAUGACAGCGUGUGGACCGGCUUCGAGAACGCAGUGCGGUCCUGGGCGCAGAUCGUGCGAGCGGAGCUCUCGAAAGACUGGAGUGGUGAGGAGGAGCGGAAGUUGCACGCCCGAGCGAAGAGUUUGGCAUUGGCGAGUCCGAUAGGCAGCCCUUCGAAGAUGCACGUAGCGAAGAUGAGUCGCGAGAAGGCGCUGAGCGACGCCAACAACCGCGACAAUGGAAGUCCGUUGGGCAGGAGUCCGAACAACAGCUCUGCGGAGCUCAGUGUUGGUCUCGGGCUGGGGGAGCCAGGCGAGGCUAUACCAGAGGUGCCUCCGCUUCCUGCAGAGCACCUUGCGGUAUGA
Cyphellophora attinorum is the source of this 1617-nucleotide messenger RNA. RefSeq lists its product as uncharacterized. Lineage: Eukaryota; Fungi; Ascomycota; Eurotiomycetes; Chaetothyriales; Cyphellophoraceae. The record is from RefSeq and is a predicted model, not a curated record. The transcript has a single exon. The coding region runs from base 1 to 1617 and encodes 538 amino acids.